AUGGUCGUCUUAAACCCCUGGAAGGAGAAUCUGAAGGAUACUCCCAAGGAGAGCCUUAACUGGCGUCUCUGGUAUGGUGUCUUUGUCUUCGGACUCAUGGGCGCUGCUCGUGGUAUCGAUGAAGGUCUCAUUGGUACUACAUCCGAACUCGACCCUUUCAGGCGCAAGUUUGGACUUGACGACGACAGCAAGAGCGAGCACGAGAUUGCCGAGCUUCUAUCAAACAUCACAUCCAUGGUGCAGAUGGGCUCCAUCUUGGGUUCGCUGAUUGCUUUCUUCAUCACCGACAAAAUCGGCCGCCUUUGGGCCACUCGACAACUGUGUCUUAUCUGGGUCAUUGGUAUCGUCAUCUUCCUCACCAGUUCUCUCACUGGUUCCGUCGGACAGAUCUACGCCGGUCGAUUUAUUGCUGGUAUUGGUAUCGGACAGACCACCGUCGUUGCACCCACAUACCUAGCUGAGACAGCACCAAGAGCCAUUCGAGGUCUCUGUGUUUGCGCUUUCGCUGGUUCAGUCUACAUCGGCAUCAUGCUUGCCUACUUCGCAUCUUGGGGUUCUUCCAUUCACAUCUCGUCUGCCACUGACGCCCAAUGGCUCGUUCCAAACAGCAUGCACCUCAUGUUCGCUGGUAUCAUCUUCACACUCUCCUGGUUCGCUAAGGAGAGCUCUCGUUGGUUGAUCAAGGUCGGCCGCCACGAGGAGGCUCUUGACAACCUUGCGGUCCUCCGCAACCUUCCCGCUGACCACCCUUACGUUACCUCGGAGAUCAUGGACAUCAACGACCAGCUCAACCGUGAGCGCGAAGCUACCAUGGGCACUACCUGGCUCGGACCAGUCCGUGAACUUUUCUCUAGCAAGGCCAACCUUUACCGCAUCCAGCUUUCGGUCAUGUCACAGCUGCUAGCACAGUGGUCUGGCGCGAACAGCAUCACCAUUUACGCUCCCCAGUACUUCGCUAUGAUGGGCACGACAGGUCAGAACGAGAAGCUCUUCGCGACAGCUAUCUUCGGUGUCGUCAAGUUCGUCAGCUCAAUGCUUUGCGCAUUCUUCCUCAUCGACUUCCUCGGCCGCAAACGUUCUCUCGCUACCGGUAUCACACUACAACUCGUAUCCAUGCUCUACAUGGCCAUCUUCCUACUCAUCGAUACUGGUGUUUCUGACGGUGAGCCUCAAAGCUCCAGUCAGAAACACGCGGCCAUGGGCGCAAUCGUCAUGGUCUACUUCUCUGGUUUCGGUUGGGCCCUAGGAUGGAACUCAAUUCAGUACCUCAUCAACUCCGAGAUCUACCCACUCCGUCUGCGUGCGCUUGGUGGUUCCAUCGCUAUGACGUUCCACUUCGUCAACCAGUACGGUAACUCAAAGGCGGUACCUCUCAUGUUCAUCUCCAUGACCCACGGUGGUACUAUGCUGUUUUUCUCUUGCGUUACUGCCAUUGGUCUUUUCUGGGUUUACUUCUUCCUUCCCGAGACUUCUGGAAAGUCGCUCGAGUCGCUCGACGAGAUGUUCAACCUGCCUUGGCACCUUAUCGGUCGCAAGGGUGCAGAACUCACAAGGGGAUCUGGUGGUAUGGCUGAUAUCUUGGACAGCGCAGGCGAGAAGGCUGUCACAUACGAGAUGGAGAAUGCUGGUGGUGCUGAGACACAGAACCACCGGGUUGAGCAGAAAGUCUAA
This is a messenger RNA of Alternaria postmessia, 1671 nucleotides long. RefSeq lists its product as uncharacterized. Bases 1 to 1671 code for a protein of 556 amino acids. Lineage: Eukaryota; Fungi; Ascomycota; Dothideomycetes; Pleosporales; Pleosporaceae. Gene Ontology annotation, molecular function: carbohydrate:proton symporter activity. Gene Ontology annotation, cellular component: membrane. Gene Ontology annotation, biological process: transmembrane transport; carbohydrate transport. The transcript is spliced from 3 exons. The record is from RefSeq and is a predicted model, not a curated record.